AUGGCCUACAAUAGGCCGUACAACCCGGAUGAGCUGCCCAGGUUUGCGGAGCCCGAGCAAAAAGGAAAUCCCCGGUCUCCAGCUUCAGCGCAACCGCCGUCUUCAAGAUACGAGAGCAAGCCUCCUCCUCCGCGUCCACUUGAACAUAGAGGAUCCGGUGACCCGUACGGUUCCCAUCCCCAAGGUCGGCUAUCGCCUCGACAGACAGCGCCCCCUGAGCGUUUCGGAAUGAGCCCACCUCCGACUGCCGGGGGCAGCCGUCCGAUCCACCACAACCUUCCUCCCACUAGCUCGCGGCCGCCCCCAAGCCCGGCGCCGCGCGAUAGCACUGCCGACCCGACGCUGCUACCGCUUUUCAGAGCCGUGGAUAAAGAUGGUACCGGCCAGCUAUCGGAGCGCGAGCUCUCGGCGGCCCUCGUCAACGGCGACUGGACAGCCUUCGACCCGCAAACGGUUCGCAUGAUGAUCCGCAUGUUCGACAGCGACCGCAGCGGCACCAUCGGCUUCGAGGAGUUCUGCGGCUUGUGGUCGUUCCUGGCCUCGUGGCGCUCGCUCUUCGACCGUUUCGAUGCGGACCGGUCUGGCAACAUCAGCCUGGACGAGUUCAACAACGCCCUCGUCGCCUUCCGCUACCGCCUGAGCGAGCGGUUCGUCGAGAUCCUGUUCCGUACCUACGACAAGCGCAACGAGGGCGUCAUGAGCUUUGACCUGUUCGUGCAGGCCUGCAUCAGCCUUAAGCGCAUGACCGACGUGUUCAAGCGGUACGAUGACGAUCGAGAUGGCUAUAUCACCCUGAGCUUCGAAGACUUUUUGAUCGAGAUCCUGCGCCAGUUGAGAUAG
Chaetomium fimeti is the source of this 840-nucleotide messenger RNA. RefSeq lists its product as uncharacterized. Lineage: Eukaryota; Fungi; Ascomycota; Sordariomycetes; Sordariales; Chaetomiaceae. Gene Ontology annotation, molecular function: calcium ion binding. The transcript is spliced from 4 exons. Bases 1 to 840 code for a protein of 279 amino acids. The record is from RefSeq and is a predicted model, not a curated record.